GUUCCGCUUCCCCCUCCGGCUCCUGCCGCCGCCGCCUCGGUGGGUCCCGCCGCCGCCAUUGCUGAGGCGCCGUGUGGCGGCCGCGCCCCCGUUCAGCCCCUCCGUCCCCCGAGGCGGCAGGCGUCGCCGCCGCCCCAGCCCGGAUUCAGGAUAUCAGAAUUGAGGAGAAGCAAUUUCUGGCUCAAUUCAAGGUGCUGCUGAAAAGGGUCUCUCAUGGAAAGGAUCUCCCUCUCCUGCUAUGGGCAGGUGACAUCAGUCCGACAGCCCGGAGGGUUCCUAAAAUGCUAGCAGCAAACACUCUGAAGGUGCUGGAGGAGAAAGGACCAAAGGAAUUAAAAGAACCUGAGAAGGUUUUCCUUUAGAUGACAAGCUCUUGGAAGGUUGACCGCUUCUAAAGUGCUUUCACUAGCUAUUGAGAACCAUGUCUGACAACGGAGAACUGGAAGACAAGCCACCAGCUCCUCCUGUCCGGAUGAGCAGUACUAUCUUCAGUUCAGGGGGCAAAGACCAGUUGUCUACCAACCACAGCUUGAAACCCCUGCCCUCUGUACCAGAAGAGAGAAAACCUAGGAAUAAAAUCAUCUCCAUAUUCUCUAGCACUGAAAAAGGAAGCAAGAAGAAGGAAAAGGAAAGGCCAGAAAUCUCCCCCCCAUCAGAUUUUGAGCAUACCAUCCAUGUGGGCUUUGAUGCUGUUACUGGAGAGUUCACUGGAAUGCCAGAGCAAUGGGCUCGGUUGCUUCAGACCUCAAAUAUCACGAAGCUAGAACAGAAGAAAAACCCCCAGGCGGUACUAGAUGUGCUGAAAUUCUACGACUCCAAAGACACAGCAAAACAGAAGUAUCUGAGUUUUUCUGCUCCAGAAAAAGACGGUUUCCCUUCAGGAACGCCAACGACCAAUGCCAAAGGUUCAGAGCCAUCAACAGCUGUGGUAGAUGAUGAUGAGGAUGAUGAAGAAGCUCCUCCUCCUGUUAUUGCUCCACGGCCAGAUCACACAAAAUCGAUUUACACACGGUCUGUCAUUGACCCCAUCCCCGCACCAGCCAGUGACACUUCCGUUGACAGUGCGACGAAAUCGGGUGAUAAGCAGAAAAAGAAGACAAAAAUGUCGGAUGAAGAGAUCAUGGAAAAACUACGCACUAUUGUGAGCAUAGGAGAUCCCAAGAAAAAAUACAACAGAUAUGAAAAAAUCGGGCAGGGGGCUUCAGGUACAGUUUUCACAGCUAUUGAUGUGGCAACAGGGCAGGAGGUUGCUAUUAAACAGAUAAACCUGCAGAAACAGCCCAAGAAGGAGUUGAUUAUUAAUGAGAUCUUGGUAAUGAAGGAGCUAAAGAACCCCAACAUAGUCAACUUCCUGGACAGUUACCUCGUAGGAGAUGAAUUGUUUGUGGUGAUGGAGUAUCUAGCUGGGGGCUCACUAACAGAUGUGGUCACAGAAACGUGUAUGGAUGAAGCACAGAUUGCUGCUGUUUGCAGAGAGUGCUUGCAAGCGCUUGAGUUCCUACAUGCCAACCAGGUCAUCCACAGAGACAUUAAGAGUGACAACGUGCUGUUAGGAAUGGAUGGAUCAGUUAAACUAACCGACUUUGGUUUCUGUGCUCAGAUCACCCCAGAGCAGAGCAAGCGCAGCACUAUGGUUGGAACUCCUUACUGGAUGGCUCCUGAAGUGGUCACACGGAAAGCAUAUGGCCCUAAAGUGGAUAUCUGGUCUCUGGGCAUCAUGGCUAUUGAGAUGGUGGAAGGAGAACCCCCGUACCUCAAUGAAAACCCCCUGAGGGCUUUAUAUUUGAUAGCAACUAAUGGCACACCAGAGCUGCAGAACCCCGAGAAACUGUCCCCGAUAUUCCGGGAUUUCUUGAACCGAUGUUUGGAGAUGGAUGUGGAGAAAAGAGGAUCAGCCAAAGAAUUGCUACAGCAUCCCUUCUUGAAACUGGCCAAACCUCUGUCUAGCUUGACGCCACUGAUCUUGGCAGCCAAAGAAGCAAUGAAGAGUAACCGCUAACAUUACUGCCACAGCCUUCAUCCUUUUUUUUGUUUGUUUGUAUUUUACAAAUCUUUAUAAUAUAUGAAAUUGUUACACUUCUGGGGGGAGGGAAGGGAUUUUGGGGGCAGGGGGAAACAUCUGCAAAAGGGAAGAUACUCUCAUCCAGAAGACACCCAAAACAAAUCGUGGUGAUUCUAGCGAUCCCUGUCUGGGGUCCAGAAGGAAUUGAGGACUGAAUUACUGGCCUUUUUUUUUUUUUUCUUCUUUUUUUUUUUUUCUUUUUUCCCUUUUCUGUAGACAGCCCAGAAAUGCCACUUACUGUGCCCUGGGUUUUAAGGGUUUUAAACGACUUUGCUGUAACAGCUCCCAUUCAUUGUACCCUUCUGGGUACUUUCAAUACUUGAAUGACAGAUUCAAGCUUUCAGAGAGCAGUACUAAUUUUACCUGCUGAUCUCUUUCACUCUCCUCUUCCUCCCCUCUACCUGUUUACUUUUAAAUUGCUCUAGCAAGCUCUGAUAUGACUAGAUUCAUGGCAGGUGUGACAAAUGUGAAGGUACAUCUUGCCCCUCGUUUCUUUUACAGAUUAGCUGUUACUGUACUGUAGAAUUGACAACUUGGCUACUUAAGAAAUCUUAUUGAGAUGUGUUUUGCUUUUUAAAAUGAAUAUGGAGAGAGGGGGAAGAGAUUCAGAGAUAAGAGAAACAGAUUCAGCUGUUUCUCAUAUGCCUGUGCUCUGUGGACUUUUAAUCAAAGAUGUGGUCUCUUUGUAGAAGCUUAAUGAUUGGUCAAGUCUUUGGAUGUCUGUUUAUGGAUAUGUAGGUAGGGGUCAGAUAUUUUAUUUAUGAUCAAAUGAUCAGCUAUAGUCAGGGCAAGAAAAAAAUUCCAGCUGUCUUCCUGUCUGCUCUUUUUUUUUUCUUUUCUUCCCCUAUUAGACUUGCUGGCCAGAAGCUUAAGGGAUAAUGUGCUUGGUGCGGUGGGUGGUUCAAAAACGUGUAUUGUAUCUGCUCUGACUUGGGCUUUGGAAGUUAUGCUGGUGCCUUUGACUUUUUUAUUUUACGUUUCCCUUCUUUGUAUCAAAUACAUUUUUGUAUAUGUUGUAAUUUUUUCCCCCAAGCAAAUAAUGCAUCAACCUAUGGAGUUGUCAGAAUUUAAGUAUUAGAGCUAUUUUUUUCCAAUUUUGUAUGUGCUCCAUUUGUACUAAUGAAAUCUGAAGAACAAAUAAUGCCAGAUCUGAGGAUACUGAAGAUACAGGAUUUUUAAAAAUACUAUUCCAACAGAAGAUCAUGAACACCUGGAAAUGCCAAAGCGUGGUUCUGAGGAGACGAAAGCUGAGAGGGGAGAACAGUGCCAUCGGACAUCCAUGGGGCUUAUUUGACUGGCCAGUUCUAGGCUGAGGAGCCGUGAUGUGUCACACCGAUCCCUCCUCACUCAAGAUGUUGUACCAGCUGGAAUGUCUGAAAUCAAAUAUUCAAUGCAAGAAAAAGUGCCUCCCUCUGAAGGACAGUGAGCAACUUGAGCAGUUGAGUUCUUGGGAUGUUACCAGGGGCAAGUGUAGAAGAGCCUGUCCCCCGGCUUCUUCUAGUGUUACAGUACGUGCAUUUCUACUUCCCCAGCGGUUUAACGAAGAGCCAGCUGUAGUUACAAUGUGCCAAACGAUUCUGUGAAAGAACAACCAUUACUUUAGUGGGAUUUUAAUUGCAUUCCCAGUGGGGCAGGACCUGGGACGAGAGGGUUAUGGCUGGGUAUGGACAGAGGACCCUGAAUAAAAAUUUUUUGCACAAUUUUACAAGCAUUGCUGGCAGAAGAUAGAAGUAAUUUUCAGAUAAUUUCAGUGUUUGUAUAGCAAUAGAGAUAACUACAUUUUGGGGACUGGUAGCCAAGGUAUGACAAAACCAACUUCCAGCCGAGAGAGUGGCCAGCCAGAACAGCAGAGGCUGUUUGUGUUAGCGAUGGAGGGAAAGCGGGGCUAGGGUCUGGCAGUGUCUGCUGCGACUCGCUGGCUUCUAGGAAAUGGUGUGGUACCAACCAGAUGCCGUGUUGUGCAGGGCGCUGCAGUAUUGCAUUCAGCUUGUGUGGUCGUCAAAAUUUGCGUUGGAUAAAUUAACCGCUCCAUCAAAGGAAUAAAUCCCUCUAGCUGUAAGUGUAAGAAUAAUUAUGGUUUUAAAUUCCAGGAAGUGUCUCAUUCCAGGCAAGUAAAUCUAGAUGCGUUUCCCAGGCAAAAUGUGUUAUGAGCCAUGGACACUGUAAACACUGUGUAAUGGUGGGGAAAAAAACCCACCCGGUUUGAGUGCGUCUGGCUCCCUGAUCAAAUGAAGUAGCGAGGAGGCUUGGCUGAGAAAAAUAAAAAACCCUGUCAUACCAAUGAUUCCCUCUUUGUCCAUUGCUGGCAGUGGACUUUGUGAAACUCCUUGUGCCAGAGUUAAACCAGGAGCUUUUCUUUCCUUCUUUCUUUUUUGUCUUAUUUUUUGAUGGCACAAUCCAGACAGUAAGAUAACUUGUGAUUAAAUGUAGGGGGUUUUAAAAUAGAAAAACAAGAAAUCAUAAGUAAUUUUAACUUAUUAGUUCACUUUUAUUGAUGAAUGAGAACAGUUUAAAACAUGUGUUACAAAAUUUGUCCAAUUUAGUCUACUUAGGAGAUAAUUUCCAAACUUUCGGCUGUCUUAGCACACAAAACUUGGCCCAGCCCAGAAGUUACCAGAACAUACCUUGAUGCUUGCUGUGUGACCUGCAGUGGCAUUUAGCUCUGAAGUUGAGAAGUGUCCACACCUCCCCUUCCCCAUGCGACAAUUUUGUUGUUACGUGGUGAAGUUUCUCACCCCCUGCUGCCAGAAAUCGGGGUCAGAGAUGGAGCUGGCAGGAGAGGAGAGCCAGGAGGAGGUUGCUGCACUGUGCUUUUGUGUCCUAGUGGGUCGGGCAUUGCUUUUCUGUCAGCUGGAUGUGUCUGCAAGAUAAAAACAUGCAAGCUGUGUUUUUGGUUUUGGUUUUUUUUUUUUUCCCCCUGAAGGGAGCAGAUUAAUGCCCUUAAAACUUGCUGCAGGGCUGUUCACCUGCGCCAGUUUGAGUAGAUGGUGGUAAGGGAAGGAUUGCAUCUGCAAGUGCUGGGAUUCGCGCUCUCUCAGGAUCCUGAGUCAGAUCCUAAUCAAAUAUGCAUGUGAUACCUAUGAAGUGUAAUGUGCAGCGGUGUGGUUAGUUGGGUAUAUGGAGCCAGGCGAAUUACGGCUGAGUUGCAAGUGUGUAGGGACUGUGUGACUCCUGGGAUUUUCUUGUUAGCAUAGAAUAAAAACCAGACUUUUUCGUUAAAAGCAACCAUGGCGCUGGGAAUGUGCACUUUGACCUGCCUUAGGUGUUAAUGAGACUAAUUGUAGGCUUCUUCCCCCCACCCCGGUGCAGGGAGAUGUAAAUGUGUGGCUGGAGCAGAUGGGAAAGGCCUGGUCCUUGUGUCUGGGGGACGGUGGAUGGGCUGGGGAGGGAGCAAGAAGGUUGUUAAGGGUCUCUCCAGCUGGAGUUGAAUAAAUAAAUGUCUCUGGUCCGGUUUUUCCCCUCUGUUCCUCACGCUGUCAAUGGAAAUGGAAGUAGGUGCAAGCUUUCUUUUUAUUUUUUUAACUGUCUUCAGAUUUUAAUGUUGCCUUUUGUGUAAUUUAAUCCCGUUAUGUUAUUUAAUUGUUACUGCAAUAUUAACUACUGUAUUUGUUGACUUUGUUUUAAUAACUGUUCUUUCAGGGCUAGAAAUAAACUUUUAAAAAACAUUUGGGUGUUUUCCCCCCUUCCCCGUCAUGAAUUUUAUACAUUUUAAGACAAGAGUAACUGAAAAGAGUCCGGGUUUAGAUGUCUUAAUGAGAUUAACAGAAUGUAUUUGUUUGUAAUUAAGGUUCUUACAAAUGCUUUAAUUAUCAUGGAUAUCAUUUUAUGCUAUGCUAGCCUGUUUCUUUUAAAAUCUGAUUCCUCACCAGUGUCUGUACCAACCUCAUGAUAACCGCAAGCUUUCCUUGCUGCCACGCGCUGCUGGCAGAUGGUUACGCCUCCCGCAAAAUGGUCCGGAUCGCUGACUGGUGGAGGGCAGCUCUGAAAACACCCUUCUCACCUGCCGCGGAAGAGAGAUCCGUUGCUCUCCUUGCAAAGGGUGUGAAGCAAAGACCAGCCUACUUCGUCACAGUCGCCUCUUCCACCAUCCGUUCACCGUAAGGUAGCCUUUUGGUAGCCGCUGGGGUGGGACUGAUGGGCCAGUAAACUGCAAUCGUGGCAAUAUGACGAUGUUCCACUAACUAUUCCGAACAAGACUGCUUUAUUGCACCGUGAAUAUCAUCCAGUAUCCCACAUGUAAACGUUACGGCACAGGGAACAUGGGGAACGAGCUGUCCUGGUUCCUGCUUGGAAGACGUGGCUCUUGGUUCCGCACCGUCAGCGUUUGACCGGCAGAGCCGAAUGGGGCGAGGACGCUGGGUGUCAGCAGCUCGCCCAGGACUUGGGAUGGGAUCGAUGGUGCCUUGUGGUAGGCUGCGGAGACUUGCUCAUGUUUUUCAUCGAAACUAUGAAAAAAAAAUGCUGUGGUGUGUUGGUGUGGCAGUCUAGCUAAAGAACAGGACAUCUAAACAAAUUUACUUUGGGGUUGAGACCAGUUGAAAUCCAGAUGAAGUUUCUGCCUCGGUUGUGAAUGUCAAGGACUCAUCGUGUCGUGUGUUUCCCACGUGUGAUCGGGAAAUCGUCUGUUCCCCUUUCUUGCAUGUUGUACAAGCUUUGCUCAUACCACUGACAAAGGGAAAUGAAGAAACCACUCGUCUUCAGAAGCCUUUUCAACCAGACACGAGAAUGUUGUUUUGCACAAAGCACUGUCUCUUCAGGUUAAUUUGUUGUAGUAUCUUUGUCUUUAUAUAUAAUUGACCCUUUAUGCAUUUAAACUGAUCUUCUCUAACACUGCA
Molecule: messenger RNA, 6897 nt
Organism: Grus americana (Whooping crane)
Lineage: Eukaryota; Metazoa; Chordata; Aves; Gruiformes; Gruidae
Gene: PAK2
Product: p21 (RAC1) activated kinase 2
Exons: 17
Coding region: 422-1999 (525 amino acids)
Biological process (GO): regulation of MAPK cascade; regulation of axonogenesis; intracellular signal transduction
Cellular component (GO): cytoplasm
Molecular function (GO): ATP binding; protein serine/threonine kinase activity
Source: RefSeq, a predicted model, not a curated record